AUGGACAAGUUAAUAAAUGGUAUCAUUCUAUCACAACAUGAUGACCAAAUAAAGAGACGACUCUUUGAGGCUGUGUUUGAUAGGACACCAUUCCAAACAGACCAAUCAAUCAUUGAAGUAUUAGAUAUAGUUUAUAAAUACAUUGAAAUGAAACAAAAUUUUAAAUGGUGUAUUUGUAUUAUUAGACAAUUGGUCGAUCAAAGAAAGAGAAUUAUGAAUAGUUCAUCAUCUUCUCCAAUAGAUACAUUGGUUCAAAUAUCAAAUUACUUUAAUCAACAAAGAUCAGAGACUGUUCACAAAAAGAUGUUGUUUGCAGAGACUAGUUCAAAUCAUGUUGGUGUAUCUGAUUACAUUGAUUUUCUCUUUAUGUUGGUGAUUGACUGUCGUCUAGUCGUUGUACAACCAAAUAAUAAUAAUAAUAGGUAUACUGAUCCAUUAAACCCAUUUCAAGGAUUUGAUGCUCAAAUGGUGUCUGGGACUGCCAAAGCUAUCAUUACUAUUCAUCGAAACUCUAUAUCAAAUAUAUUACUUUUUAAAUUGGCAAAAAUGGCAGUUACUAUCAAUAGAUAUGUUCCAAUUCUUGUAAACCUUGAGAGAGAGAGAAUACAGACACCUCUUAUAAAGGUGUAUUUAGAGUGGUUGUCUAAUCUUUCUCUGUCAAUAGAGCCUGCUACCUAUGACGAAUACAUGACGUCAUAUCUGGGUAUACUCUCAAUUCUAUGGGAUAACUAUAGUCUACCAAAAAUGGAAUACACCCUAUCCUUUAUGCUCAAUAGAUUAAAUAGUCAAGAACAUGCUUUAUUAAUUGUACAACAACAACAACGAGAAAUUGAAAAACAAAAAGAACAAGAACCAAAGACAGAGACAGAGAAAGAGAAAGAGAAAGAGAUAGAGAUAGAGAAAGAGAAUCAAGAACAAGAACAAAAAGAAGAACAAAAAGACAUAGAAUUAGAGAUUAUUAAUUCAAUUUCACCUUCACUAUCAAAUAUAUUGAAUCUAUCACCAAUUGAAUAUAUUCCAAUAUUUGUUCCAUUCAUUGUCAAUAAUGAUAAUGUUAGUGACAUUGAAUUAUUUCAAACUAUUCAAACUCUACUUAAAUUCCCUUUGACCCCUAUUAAUGCAACUUGGAUUUUAGAAACAUUAAACGGAUUGAUAAAAGCAAAAAAAGUAAAAUUAUUGGCAUUGAUUACAAUUGAAUGUUGUUCAAUUGUUUUAAAACAAAUGUUUUUAGUUGAUUUAAUGGUUGGAGCAUUUUCAAUUGUAGAGAAAAUGUUAUUGGGAUAUCAAAGUUCACCUGAAGCAUAUCAUCAGGUGAUUUGGAUGUUUCCAUCAAUGAUUGAAUUUUUAAAUGUAUUGGAAAAACAACAACAACAUUAUAAUGAUCAAAAGAAAUUACAAUUAAUCGAUCAAGAUCAAGACAUUGAUAAUAAUAAUGAUAGUAAUGAUGUACAAGCAAUACCUCAUUCACUUCAAACAUUAGUACAUAAUAUAACAAAAACAAAAGAUAGAAAACAAUUAUUAUUAAUGGCAUUAAAAGAAUCAAAUCAAUAUUUUAAUCAAAAUAAUAUUAAUAACAAUAAUAAUAAUAAUAAUGAAAGAAAAAAAAAGAAUAUGAUUACAACAAUUUCAAAAAUAUCAUCAAUUAGAAAGAAUUUUGUACAAUUAUCAAUGAUAUUAAUGGAUCAUCAUAUGGGGUUUCCAGAAUUAUAUACUCCAUUGGCUGAGAUGUUGGUAAGGUCAGCUUCAGAUAUUCCACGUCCAUCGAUUUUUGAAGCAAAGAAAAGGUUACAAGAGAAUGCUUGGAGUGUAUUGGAGAAUGUGUUUUAUGAAAAGACAGUGAUUGGUCGUACCGGAUUACCCGAUCGUGGUGGACUAAAUAAUCUUGGAAACACAUGUUAUAUGAACUCUUUUAUUCAAUCUCUCUACAUGACCGUCCCCAUUAGAAAAUAUUUUAUCAAUUCAACUGUUGGACAACAUCAACAACAACAACAAGAUAGUAAUAAUAAUAAUAACAAUACAACAGUUGGAGGAUCAUUAGUAUUGGAUAAAUUUCAAGAGUGGAAUGAAGCAUCUAUAAAACAAAUUAUGAAUAGACCUCCAAUCAUUCGACAAUUACAAUUAUUAUUUGGGUAUCUCUUCAUGUCGAUUAAACAAGCAGUCUCACCAACCCAAUUCCUUCGAACUCUACCACCAAUGUACAUGUCUGGAGAACAACAAGAUUCAUUUGAAUUUGGUCGUUUCCUUUUAGAACAAAUUGAUGAAUUAUUAAAACAAUUAGAUCCUUUAAACAAGAAAGAAAAGAAAGAAGAAGAAGAAAAAGAAAAGGAAAAAGAAAAGAAAGAUAAAGAAGAAAAGAAAACAGUUCCAACAAUAAUAACUGAUACAUUUAGUGGACAUUUGGUACAAAGUGUAACAUGUAAUCAUUGUAAAACCAUAUCAAAGAAAAAGGAGGAUUUUUUAGAAUUAUCUCUUUCAUUUUCUCAUUAUGGAGAGAAUACUAGUGGUUAUGACAAUAAUAACAAAUCAACAUCGGUCAGUUCAUUGAUUGAUUAUUUCUUUUCAAAAGAAUUAUUACAUGGCAAUGAAAAAUAUCAUUGUUCAAAAUGUGAUUCUUUACAAGACGCUGAAAAGACUGUACAAAUGCAAUAUCCUCCUCCCAAACAUUUAAUAUUGGCAAUUAAACGUUUCUACUAUAACCAACAAACAAAAUCAAUUUCAAAGCUAUUAAAUAAUGUUGAAUAUUCAGAAAAAUUAAUUAUACCAAAACAUUAUUUUAAUCAAGAAAUAGAAGAAGAAGAAGAAGAAAAAGAAACGGAAGAAAAAGAAGAAAUGAAAGAAGAAGAAGAAAUGAAAAAGAAGAAGAAGAAGAAAAUAAUAAUUAAAGACGUAGAAUAUCAAUUAUAUGCAGUUAUAUUUCAUUCUGGAUCAAGUGUUAAUUCAGGACACUAUUUCACCUAUGCCAAACCAUCAAAUUCAAAAGAACAAGAUUGGUGUCUGUUCAAUGAUAGCAAUGUACAAUUAUCAGAUUUCAACUCUUUCUACAACAUUCCAUUAAGAUUCCACAGCGAUACACCAUAUAUAUUAUUUUAUAAAAGAGUGGAUGACGAUGAUGACGACGGUCAAUUAAAUAGCAACAACCAAACGAUAAAACAAACGAUAUCAUUGACACCAGAGGUUGACCAAAUAUCACCUUGGAUCAAAAGUGAUGUUCUCCGAGACAACUCAACCAUGCAAAGAAAUGAUAAUUUAAAACCUACCGAUUCUAUAAAAUAUAAAAAUGAGAUCUAA
Molecule: messenger RNA, 3288 nt
Organism: Cavenderia fasciculata
Lineage: Eukaryota; Evosea; Eumycetozoa; Acytosteliales; Cavenderiaceae
Product: peptidase C19 family protein
Exons: 5
Coding region: 1-3288 (1095 amino acids)
Biological process (GO): protein deubiquitination
Cellular component (GO): cytosol; nucleus
Molecular function (GO): cysteine-type endopeptidase activity; cysteine-type deubiquitinase activity
Source: RefSeq, a predicted model, not a curated record